This is a messenger RNA of Ostrinia furnacalis (Asian corn borer), 673 nucleotides long. RefSeq names its product chemosensory protein 12 (gene CSP12). NCBI's taxonomy places the organism in Eukaryota, Metazoa, Arthropoda, Insecta, Lepidoptera, Crambidae. The transcript is spliced from 4 exons. The record is from RefSeq and is a predicted model, not a curated record. Bases 156 to 590 code for a protein of 144 amino acids.
CUUCAAGAGUUAUCGGGAUUUUUUAUUUUUUUUAUGCAAGACAAGGCAUAUUAUUUCCGUGGCUAUAUUAGGUAUAAAUUGACAAAUUGUCUCUACGUUACUAUUAAACGGAACAGUGCCUUUUAGCCUGUGGGCGCCAAUAUUUUUCGAGCACCAUGAAACUCGUGGCAUUUAUCCCAAUUUUUACUUAUUUAUUGCUUGGAGCUAACGCCGAAGAGUCCCCCACUUACACAACCAAGUACGACGGGGUCAACCUUGAUGAAAUCCUGGAAAACGACCGUUUGCUGACCAGCUACGUGAACUGCUUGCUGGAAACUGGACCCUGCACGCCGGAUGGCAAGGAAUUGAAGAAUAACCUUCCUGACGCCAUUCAGAACGAUUGUAAGAAGUGCAGCGAGCGACAACGGGAAGGUGCCGAUCAGGUCAUGGAGUAUAUCAUAGACCACAGACCAGAUGAUUGGGAGAAACUUGAGAAGAAGUACAAUUCAGAUGGCAGUUACAAAAAGAAAUACUUAGAGAGAAAAGAAGCAAGAAAUCAAUCGAACUCUGCUGAAAAAUCUCAAGAAAAUGACAGCAAAUCUAAAGAGUAACAAGACUUAAACUGCGCAAUGCCGGAAAGGAAAUGACCAAAGCAAACCCCUAAUUGAAUUUGAAAACUAAUAGAUAACAGUCG